AUGUGGCCGCGCGUCGCCGCGCUGCUCCUGGCGGCCGCCGACGCCCGGGUCUGCUGCCCCUGCUGCGGCGCCUGGGAGUCGGAGGCGGCCAUGCGCUACGUUCGCCUGUCGGACACCGACGUCGCCUGGGCGCCGCGGGGCGGCGACACCUGCGCCUUCCCGCCCGUCACCGCGGCGCGGCUCUGCGCGGCCGUCGGCGCCAACGGCACGCUCUCGAUAAUCGGCGAUUCGCUCGCGGUCAGCCAGCUCCACGCGCUCGCCCGGAGCGCUACGGACAUCCCCCUCGGCCCCCGCGACGACGGCUUCGACGUCCCCUGCGGCAACUCGGCGCUGCGCGUGCGCAUGGUUCGCGCGAACAUGCUCCAGGCCGACUCGGGCUGGGUGAGCGCCGCGUGCGGCAGCGACGUCGUCUUCCUCAACAGCGGCGCGCACUGGGGCCGCCACGAGGCCCGCGUGCGCAACUACCGGCCGUCCCUCGAGCGCGCUUUAGCCGACCUCGACGCGGCCUGCGGCGGCGACUUCCGCGACGGCCGGCGACAACUGCUCUUCCGGUCGACGCCCGAGGGCAACCCAUUCUGCCACGCGGGCCUCGACUUUGCGACGACGGCGGCCUGGGAGGCGACGGUCGGCUGCGUCCUCGACGGCCGCUGCGACCCGGGGAACUUUACCAAAACGCCCGUCGUCUUCGACGUCGCCUGGGGCUGGCGCCACUUCUCGCGCCUCGACGCGGACGCGCGCGGCGCCGUGGAGUCGUCGGGCCUCGGCAGCUUCCACGACGUCACGCCCCUGACGCGCCUGCGGCCGCGGCGCGGCGCGCCGGACCGCCAGCGGCCCGGGGACUGCCUCCACGACGACCCGGCGACGGGCGACUGGAACGCGAUGCUCGUCAACGCGCUCCUCGACCCCUGCGCGUAA
Molecule: messenger RNA, 915 nt
Organism: Aureococcus anophagefferens
Lineage: Eukaryota; Pelagophyceae; Pelagomonadales; Pelagomonadaceae
Exons: 1
Coding region: 1-915 (304 amino acids)
Source: RefSeq, a predicted model, not a curated record